Molecule: messenger RNA, 6866 nt
Organism: Camarhynchus parvulus
Lineage: Eukaryota; Metazoa; Chordata; Aves; Passeriformes; Thraupidae
Gene: CHST7
Product: carbohydrate sulfotransferase 7
Exons: 1
Coding region: 176-1579 (467 amino acids)
Biological process (GO): carbohydrate metabolic process; N-acetylglucosamine metabolic process
Cellular component (GO): Golgi membrane
Molecular function (GO): N-acetylglucosamine 6-O-sulfotransferase activity; chondroitin 6-sulfotransferase activity
Source: RefSeq, a predicted model, not a curated record
GCGCGGCCAGCGGCCCGGAGCCGGGCCGGCGUGCCCGUGGGCGUGCUCCCCGGCGGGGAGCGCCGCCCGCCGCCCACAUCCCCGCCGCCGCCGCCGCUAACUUUGCUUCUCCGCAAAGAGCCGCCCUCCGGCAAACAGAGGGUCGGCGGAGCCGCGGUCCGAGCCGGCCCCAGAGAUGAAGGGCCGGCGACGGUGGCGAGGCGAACAUCGCCGCUUCGCCGCGGUGCUGGUGCUGUACACGCUGCUGCUGCUCCUGUUGGUGCCCUACGCUCUGGACUACGGGGCCAGGCGCGGGCGAGCGGACGAAGAGCCGCUGCUGCGGCGCUGCCCAAGCCUGGAGGAGGCGCUGAGUGAGUGGGGCUGGGAGCAGCGGCCGCCGCUGGACGAGGAAGAGGAGGAGGAUGAGGCGGGCACGGCCGGGGCGGCGGGUAACGGCAGCGCGGGGACGGCGGGGAAGCGGCACAUCUACCUGCACGCUACCUGGCGAACGGGCUCCUCUUUCCUCGGGGAGCUCUUCAACCAGCACCCCGACGUCUUCUACCUGUACGAGCCCAUGUGGCACCUUUGGCAGGCGCUGUACCCGGGGGACGCGCUGAGCCUGCAGGGAGCCCUCCGCGACAUGCUGCGCGCCCUCUUCCGAUGCGACUUCUCCGUCCUGCGCCUCUACACCGCCCCGUCCGGCCCCCGCGACCCGCUGGCCCCCGCCCCGCCCGCCGCCGACAACCUCACUACGGCCAGCAUCUUCGGCUGGCGGACCAACAAGGUGAUCUGCUCGCCGCCGCUCUGCCCCGCCGCCCCGCGGCCCCGCGGGGAGAUCGGCCUCGUCGAUGGAGCCACCUGCGAGGAGACGUGUCCGCCGCGGGCGCUGCGGGAGUUGGAGGCCGAGUGCCGCAAGUACCCCGUGGUGGUCAUCAAGGACGUGCGGCUGCUGGAGCUGGGCGCGCUGCUGCCGCUGAUGCGGGAGCCCGGCCUCAACCUGCGGGUGGUGCAGCUCUUCCGCGACCCCCGCGCCGUCCACAACUCCCGCCUGAAGGCGCGGCAGGCGCUGCUGCGGGAGAGCGUCCAGGUGCUGCGCAGCCGCCACCGCGCCGAGCCGCGGGGCCCGGCCCGCCACCAGCAGCAGCAUCUCCUGCUGCCGCCCGGGCUGCUGGGCGGAGGGCGGCCGCCGCAGCCGCAGCACCGAGCCGAGUUCUUCCUCGGCGGCGCGCUGGAGGUGAUCUGCCAGUCUUGGCUCCGCGAUCUCCUGCUGGCCCGGCGCGCCCCGGACUGGCUCCGCCGCCGCUACACGCAGCUCCGCUACGAGGACCUGGUGCGGGAGCCCCGCGCCGAGCUGCGCCGCCUGCUGCGCUUCGCCGGGCUGACAGUGCCGCCGGCCCUGGAGGACUUCGUGGUCAACAUGACCCGCGGCGCCGCCUACUCCUCCGACCGGCCCUUCCUCAUCUCCGCCCGCGACGCGCGGGAGGCCGUGCACGCGUGGCGGGAGCGCCUCAGCCGCCAGCAGGUGCGGCAGGUGGAGGCGGCGUGCGGAGAGGCCAUGAGCAUCCUCGCCUACCCCCUCAGCGCCGGCGACGCCCGGUAGCGCCCGAGCCGCACGUCCCGGACGGGCCCGAGGGCGGACGGACGGACGGACGGACGGACGGACGGGCGCCGUCGGGCAGAGCUGAGCGCGGGGGUCACCGCUGGCAUGGUAGGCGCCCGCUCGGCGGGUGGGGAGCUCCUUGAGGGCAGCCCCGGCUGAGGGACACCUGCCUCGCCUCGGGUACAGGCAGCGCUGCAAGGUGCAGGCCCCCCGUGCCGCUGUGGCUUCACUGUGGCUCUUUUCCUUCUGGAGAGGGCGGGGGGAUGUUAUAUUUACGAGAAGGGUUUGGUAAAGGGUGUCCUCCGAGUACGGCAUCACUCUUGGAGCCUUUUAGCUUGAAAUUGUGAUUGUGUGCAAAGAAAAGGUAUGCUACAAACAAACUGCAUGAAAAUUUAAAAAUCCCCCAGGUGAAGACUCUCAGCAAGGAACUAGAGGGCCUGGAAGGUGCUCCUGUGGGAGCAUUGCCCUUCUGGAUCACACUGACCUCUGUCCUACUGCUACUGAAACAAGAGGCUUCUGUGAAGUCGCUGCAGGGGUCAGCAGGGGCCUGGACAGCCAGGAGGAGGGUGCCUGCUGCAGGAUAGGGCUCAGCUCUCCUGCCCCAAACCUGCUCUGCAGGGGUGGGCUCUGCCCCUGCUCAUUGCUGGUGCUGUAGGGAGGGGGCUGAGGGAAGGGGAGCCGUGGCCAGCUCUGUCCCUCGUUCUGAGCAGCAGGGUAAGCAGUGCAGGGAGGGUAAGCAUUCGCCUGCUUAUGUGUUUUGAAGAUGUCUGUGGCAGGAAUUUUUGCUUUUCUAAAGAAAUCUGUAAUUCUUUUGAAAGUAGGAUUUUUUAAAAUAUACAUGCAUUGAUAUAGUUUGGUGAUACUCAUGUGAGAUACAGGUGACUGACAUGUUUCCUUGGAACACGUGUAGGGGUGAAUGAAACUGGAAGGCAAAUGCUUGACAUUUUUGUUUUGUUUUCUCUCUCAGAUGAGAGAAUCACUUUUCUUCCCUUGCUUCCGGGCUGACACAUUGUGCUGUGCACAGGGUCCUCCUGAUCACAUCCCUUCCAAACAAUAACAUCCUCUCAGCUGGCAACUCCUGGACAAAAGCAAAUGUUUCCUAAGAGGCUAAGACAAAUUAAUCAUUAAGUUCCCGAAUAAAAUCUUACAUUAAAAAGCAAACAAACAAAUUAAACAAACAAACAAAACCCUGAAGUUUUAUUUUGGAUUUUAAAAUUACAUGUUCCUGCAGAUAUCCUACAAUUUGUGUGAGAAGAGGGUGUGUAUCUGCAAGUAACUUUGUUUAUUAAUUUCUUGAUGUGGGGAUAGAAGGUUCAGUUGUGAUUUAGGGAUGCAGUUUCAUCAUUUCAUAGAGGCUGCUUUUGAAUCUGUUACGGUCUGGUAGUCUUUAAAUGGCUCCACGAGAGUGUACAGGAUUACAGGGAUGUUUACAUGCAGUCCUCAACUACAAACCUAGAAUAUGAGUUUCAAAUUGAGGAUAAUCCAGGAUCAGGAAGAAAGCAGUAUUUGGAUAAAGUACUGAAAAUGAAGGCAGUUCAAAGAUGUUAUGUUAUCAUGGAGGAGGUGUUUGAAUUGCACUGUACAUUUUUGUGCUCUGAGUGUUAUUCUGUACAGCAUGGCACUAAGUUAGGAUGAACCUUCAUUUAUUUUGGCUUUUUUUCCCUUUGAUCUUCCCAUCUGAGAGUAUGUUGGCACAAGAAGCAGGUUUCUUUUAUUAUCUGACAGGAAAAUGUAGUCAUAAUAAUAUUUUGGAACAAAUUUAUCCAUUUCUCUGUAGCAUACUUCAUUCAGUUUUGCAACCUUGGGCUUCUGCUUGAAGUAAGAAUUACGGGGUCUCAUUUUGUGCUGGAAAAACUUGUGUAUUAUCUAAGGGAUGUUUCUGCAUUCUCUCACUAUGCCUGUGACACCAAAGUUUGUCUCUGGAUGUUCCAGUGGCAUUUAAUAAUGGUAUUUGUAUAGCUAGUACCUGUACAAUGCCUUGAUAUAACCUUUGUCAGGUAACCUAUUUUGGAAGGCUUUUCUGGGACUAUAUCCAAGCUUGGCUUGUACUGACAGGUUUGGAAAGAAAUUAAGAUUUUUGUGCAUACCAAAAGAUGAUACGGUACUUAUUUUCUUAAAUUGGAUGGGAGAUUAAAAUCCAGUAUAUCCUCUUGAUUUGUUCUUAGCAAGUUGCCAUCACAGAAUUGUGUGAUGCAGCAGUUAAGCAUUCUCCUCACCUUGACAGAGAAUCUCAUCACGCUCUUUCUGGUGGUAGAUAUCUUUCCUAAGUCUUUCAAAAUUCACACUUAAUUUCACUUAAAAUGGUUCAUCAUCAUGAGCAAAGAAGUGUUACCAUCUAGCUUAACUUGAUUCUUAUAGCUGGGAGGAAAUCCACUUACUGGAAAUUAUUUGGUAUUUUCUGAAACUGUUUCCAUGUUUGAGCUGCAGAGGUAGUGAAGGGCCUCGAGGGGAAGCCAUGUGAGGAACAUCUGAGGUCACUUGGUCUGUUCAGCCUGGAGGAGACUGAGGGGAGACCUCACUGCAGUCCACAGCUUCCUCAUGAGGGAGGGUAGAGGAGCAGGCACUGAUCUCUUCUCUCUGGUGACCAGUGACAGCACCCAGGGAAUGGCAUGAAAGUGUGUCAGGGACGUUUAGGCUGGGUAUUAGGAAAAUGUUCUUCACCCAGGGUGUGGCUGGGCACUGGAACAGAGUCCCCAGGGCAGUGGUCACAGCACCAAGCCUGACAGAGCUCAGUAAACUUUUGGACAAUGCUCCAGGCACAUUAUGUGACUGUUGGGGCUGUCCUUUGCAGGGCCUGGAAUGGGACUUUGCUGAUCCUUGUGGGUCUCUUCCAACUCAGCAUAUUCUAUGAUAGAUGCAUUUUCUGUAUCAAUAAUUAUUUCUGUCAGCACAAGUUGUUCACUAGCCUGGUUGCUCUCCAUGAGUGAUUAUUUUAAUUUUUAAAUUUUUGUAUCAUGUGAAAAAGGCUCCGUUGGGCAAAGUGUACAAAAUAUAGCAAGUGCAAUUUUUGGUUUGUAUUCCGUGCACCUGAAUCCAUCAGAAAACUCAUCUAAAAAUCCAUAGGGAAUAUCUAAAGCUGAGAAAGGAGCAAGCAGGCCAGAGAGACAUCUUAGAACAGUGUGUGGAUGACAGUUGCUUAGUGACUGGUGAUGUGACACGUGUGCUUCAGUCACUGGAAGGUUUUCUAAAAUUCCUCUGCCCAAGGAGGACAAUUAAGGCUCACCAACAAAUGCAUCCCAUUUUUCUCUUCGUGGUGUUUUGAUGGCAUUGGACAGCAUCAUUCAGGGUGCUUACAGCACGUACUUGUUCUUGAAAGUCAGGCCUUGAAGAAAAAGCAAAUGUACUGCCAAAUGUCAGUGUUGGUUUUUAUCUGAAAAGGCAGAAACAGGCCUGAUUAGGACAACCAGCAUGGAGUUUCAGUGGCAGAGAUCUUUGGAACCAACCAGAACUUGCUGAAAGCAGGACACCCAUAGUUAGACUGCAUUUUGAGAGCAGCUGGACAUUUAUGACUUGGGCAGUUUGAGGUGAAGUCACAGUUCUACUGGAUGAUGUAGAAAAUUGAACUGCUCAUUUUGAGAAGAGCGUGGCAUGAUAAGCAAGAGAACAGUAAACACAUUUUUAUAUCCAACCUGAACUUGGAAGGCUUAGAAUCACAGUGCAGGACUCAGCCAUAAAGUUUUAGUAUUUCAGACUGAGGUUGGUGAAAAUGACCUACUUGUGCUACAUCACAUACAAUGAACUAACAACUAAUUUAAAAAGUCAUAGUGGGAAAUGGGUACAGAACUGACAAAUGCUCACAAGACAACUCUGUUGUCUGUUUUUACUUCUGGUUGUCACACAUCCAAGUUGAGGGAGGUAGAAACUUGAGUACUGUAAUUAUUAAUAAAAGGCUGGGAUACUUCCAUGCCAUAAUUGCUUGUGGGAAAUUAUGAAAGUCCAGGGCCAAGAAAUACUUGAGCCCUGCCUUAUUUCUUCUCCUUAGGAUAUGGAGUCCUUGUAGAUACCCACAGCAUGUACUUGCGUACUGCAGGUACAACAGAAAUAGUUCAGUAUCAGUUGCAGUAUCUAACAAAAGUGUUGGAAUGAUUGUGGAGUUACUUAUUUAACAACUUCAGUAUUGCAUGAGUCAUUUUAGCCCCCUCCUCCCCCAUCAGUCUAGGCAUCAAGAAAAGUCCUGAGUUUCUGCAUUAAGUUCUCAGUAUCACCACUUUCAGUAAAGCUCAGCGAUAACAAUGCUGCAGAGUUUUGGGUUUGUUAUGGUAACACAAUUAAACCACUGAAUUAAACCCUGAGAGCCAGCAAGCCCUACAGCAUGUUCUGUUCCUUUCUUCAGCACAGAAAGCUGUCACUGAGACUCUCUGAUGGUGCCUGCCAUUUUUCAGAGUCACCAUGCAAUCCACACAGCACUGGGACUACCUGAGAUGUUUUGUCUUUCCCAUUUAACUUAAUGUGAUACCUACCACCAUGGAGGAUGACAUGGGAGAAAUAGGAUUUGUCAAGCCUUGCACUAGCAGUUUUCAACACCCCUUUGGCAGUGUGUGCGUGUGAAUGAGGGGCCAGGUCCAGACUCUCCUCAUGGCUGUGUUUCAAAGAGAUGAAAGCUGGAUGCAAACACAUUGAGGUGUUGGGUUUCAAUGAUUGAGGGCCCUGUUAUUUGUUGGUGAGAUGUAGAUCUGGCAGCCUCAGCUCUGAACAACAGGCUGCAAGCUGAUGAACGUUCUAGCACUUGCAGUCUGGAUAUUGAGUACUGUGAAAUUCUUGCUUCCAGCACUGAGAUGUUCAGCUCUGCUGCUAACCUGGAGCACUUGCAGUGCCAUUUCUUGUUGCUGUUAAGUGGGAAUCCAGCCCUUCCCUUGAGCUUCCAAACUUGUUGCCCUGUUUCUGAAGGUCCAACUUUGCCAAACUUCAACUGUAUAUAGACUGAAGCUUUUUGUCAUGGGCAUAAGGUUUAAGUCUUUUGGAAUUUCAGUCAAAGCAGUUGCAUAUUCUUUUUAACUUAGGAUGUGGUGGUCUUUUGCCUGUGUUCAAAUAUUCUCAAAGAUAUUUCUUUGAAAUCAUUUGUCACUUCAGUGUUUUGGGACAAGAACUCCAGUUUGGGUGGGGGAAAUUACCUCUUUGUAGAGGAUGUCCCCUGUGUUUUUAUUUUUACCUCUGCUUUCUAUUCUGAUUUGGCCAAAUAUAUUAAUGUUUGUAUAAAAUGGAUAGCACGUGCUCAGUAAAAGUGGUUUUGGUAUGUGUGUGUAUCUUUAUUUUAUACCAAAUAAAGUCUGCAUUGGUCUUAUCUUCA